Molecule: messenger RNA, 704 nt
Organism: Nicotiana attenuata
Lineage: Eukaryota; Viridiplantae; Streptophyta; Magnoliopsida; Solanales; Solanaceae
Exons: 1
Coding region: 21-584 (187 amino acids)
Molecular function (GO): enzyme inhibitor activity
Source: RefSeq, a predicted model, not a curated record
UCGAACAGAGAGAAAAACAAAUGGGGAGAUCAAUUUCUAGUUCUUCAUCAAUAUUCUCACUAAUAUUCCUCCUCCCCUACAUUUUUCUAUUAAGUGUUGAUCUUUUUGGUGCAAAUUUAAGAGCAAAUGCUGUCACCCAACUAAUUAAAACAGCUUGUGAUUUCUCUAAUGUAAAAGAUUUUUGCUAUAAUGUUUUGGGAAAUGAUCCAGAUGCUCAAUGGGCCACAACUAGGUUCAGUCUUGAAAACACUACAAUUGUAUUGGCAGAAACAAACUACACAAACAUUGCAAGGAAGGUUUUGACAAUCACUUCAAACGAGACAAAUCCAGAAUUUAAGCAAAUUUAUAAGAAUUGUCUUCAUCAGUAUUUACUUUUGAAAUCAGAUUUCAAGAACUUAAUUCAUACCUUGGAAUUCAAUGGUAAUAUUGCUCAAGCGGUUGAGGGUGCACAGCUUCAUCUAUUUACUUGUAUGGAUUAUUUGACGCAAUCUCCAAAUAUUGCAAAUCCCUUUGCUCAAGAUAAUGAAAAUAUGGCUUCCUUCUUUGAACUUAUUAGGGAUAUUUCAGCCAUACCUUUGGAAUAGGAAGCAUGUAUUUUCUCCUAUGAUUGUAUUAUUCACAAGUUUAUGAUAAUCUUUAUUUUAUGAAAUUUUAUGUUUUUUACAAGAGUUCCUGGCCAAUAUAUAUUCAUUGCUAAAAAGAUG